Aspergillus vadensis CBS 113365 is the source of this 327-nucleotide messenger RNA. RefSeq lists its product as uncharacterized. Lineage: Eukaryota; Fungi; Ascomycota; Eurotiomycetes; Eurotiales; Aspergillaceae. The record is from RefSeq and is a predicted model, not a curated record. The transcript has a single exon. Bases 39 to 227 code for a protein of 62 amino acids.
CAAGACAUGCAGAAAGUGGAUGGGCGAAAUGGAAAAAGAUGCCGCCUGCCCCCAAAUGGGGUAAUUUUCCCCUCGGGGAACAUUGCCGCUUUAUUCUCCAUCUUCUCUUCUUUGAGAUCUCCAACUUCGGUUCUGCAUCCUGUUUCUGCUUCUGUGUCUGCAUCUGCUUCCUGGGUCUGCUUCUUGCUCAGGUUUACUGCUUCUCGUGUCGCGUGUCUCAUUCCUAGCGCCGCUCUCAUCGCCACUAUGUCGGUCAUUGGCGCCAAUUCACCCAUCGGAAAUCAUGGUGUCUCGGCCUCUCAUGGAUCGAUUUAUAGAUCCAGCAGC